Messenger RNA from Saprolegnia diclina VS20, 953 nucleotides. RefSeq lists its product as hypothetical. The transcript has a single exon. NCBI's taxonomy places the organism in Eukaryota, Oomycota, Saprolegniomycetes, Saprolegniales, Saprolegniaceae. The record is from RefSeq and is a predicted model, not a curated record. The coding region runs from base 59 to 928 and encodes 289 amino acids.
UUGCGCCAAGUCUCGCGCCCCGUCGCUCGGAGGAGCCAACUGUCGCGGGACACAUCAAAUGGAGACGCCUCCCACAUGUACGCAGGUGACCACGGGCUUCCAGGCGAGUCGGAAGCCGCCGGCCACGGUCGACUCGAUCAAGCAGGCCUUUGAGGACAUCUCGUUCGAUCGCAUGCGACGCCACUUGACGGCGUCCAAGAAGCCGUUCGUCGUCAUCUCUGGUGUCUCGGUCGAGGUCUUCAACGCCUACUUUGAAGACGACGAAGCCGCUCCGGUCGCGCUGCGCUUUGUCGACCUCGUCAACGGCAGCAUCAUCAUCACGGACUUUCCGUCGGAGGCGCACGAGUAUUUCAUCGGCAAUUUCGAGAGCGAGUUCCUCCACGCUUCAGGCAAUCAUAAGGAGGUGCGUAAGAGUGGCUCGUUCACGGCGUCACGCGGCCAAGGCAUCAUGAAGAAGGCGGCCGACGCGACGUUUGGUCCAAUGCACGAUACGCUCAACCGAGGCCCACGGCCGACGCUUGAUGAAGGACCACCGCGCGUGUUGCGUGACGUCUCGGACUGGGUGACGCUAGCCGUCGAGGUCGGCUACGCGCAAGCGUGGACGGGGCUUCUUGUCGCAGGCAACUGGUGGUCCAACUACGUCGGCGUCAAGUACGUGGUUUUGGCGCGCAUCGACGAAGAGGCAACGACGCUGGAGUACCGAUUGUACGAGAUUGUGCUGGUGGGUGAUCUCGCGGUGCCGUCGCAGCAAGGGACGCUGACGGUCGAGGACGAUGCAGCUGCAGGUGAUCACACCCUCCGCUUCGACACGCGCGUCGUUUUGGCGAUUCCUCCUGGACUGGAUUUGCCGCCUCAAAUGAACGACUUUUGCAACGUGAACUUGCUCGACCUGCUCCAAGAAACUCGUCGCAGCAUGAUCAACGGGUAGCUAGAUAUGAUCUUGCAUCGUAUUG